This is a messenger RNA of Cryptotermes secundus, 2366 nucleotides long. RefSeq names its product zinc finger protein 2 homolog. Gene Ontology annotation, molecular function: RNA polymerase II transcription regulatory region sequence-specific DNA binding; DNA-binding transcription factor activity, RNA polymerase II-specific. Gene Ontology annotation, cellular component: nucleus. The transcript is spliced from 5 exons. The coding region runs from base 425 to 2245 and encodes 606 amino acids. Lineage: Eukaryota; Metazoa; Arthropoda; Insecta; Blattodea; Kalotermitidae. Gene Ontology annotation, biological process: regulation of transcription by RNA polymerase II. The record is from RefSeq and is a predicted model, not a curated record.
UAGAUUGUAACACAUUAUACCUUUCUCUGGCGCCACCCAAAUAAAAUGACUACUGCAUAAUAUUAUUCUGGAAUAUUUGCUUAGUAGGCAGUAAAUUGAUCUUGCUGUUUGGAUACCCCUUCCAAAGGAAAAUUAUCUUUGACCUUUCAAGCUCUUAUGUACCAGGCAGGAAGUUAGUUGCGCAAUGAGUCAAGGACAGAAGCGGUUGAAAACCAAGCAAUAUCUGACUUGUUCUCCGAUGUGCUAUCUGACGUGAGCUAUUUGACAUUCCUUCUGAGAUGUGUAGUGAUAGUGAUUUGACAGUGGCAGUGGCAGAGGACAACAAACCAUUGUGGCUACAGACAAUAUAAAUGAAAGUAGCGCGGACGAUAGUGCAGUGUAUUGUAGUACAAUGAGAAGAAGGAAGUAGCCUGAACCUGAUCCAAUGCCUAGGACAAAGAAAGUGCUACUAAAUGGAUUGCAGUCAAAAGGUGAAAAGCAGAAGGAAAAGUUGGAGGAAACGAAAAAACGGCAAAGACUCCUAGAAGCUCAAAAGGCAAGGGAUAGGAGAGCCAAUCAAACUCCAGAAGAGAUAGCAGCUCGUCGAAUGCGAGAUGCGCAGCGAGCUCGAGAACGUAGAGCUCGUUUAACACCUGAACAGAUUGCUCAGCAAAGGCAUAGAGAUGCUGUUUUGAAACGAGAGAGAAGAGCAAAAGAGUCAGAGGCAGAAAAGGCAAUACGCAGGUCCCUGGAAGCACAGAAGGCAAGGGAGCGGAGGGCAAAGAUGUUGUGCAAGAAGAAAAGUUUCACCAGCAUCUGCGCUUCUGCAGCAUCAAGGAUGGGUCUUUCCCAUUUUAUGGAUUUGGCAGAGCGGACUGACUUGAGGUGUGACCAAAAUGUUAAUGACCCUCUUAGCGUUUCUGCAGGUGGCACUGGGUUGGGCACAGAAUGGAUAAAACAAGAAAUGGAUGAAGAAUUUACAGAUUUUUGUGAGUCAGCCUUCACAAAUAUUCCAGUGAAAAUUGAACUCCGAGAAGAUUUGCCAGUGACAUGUGAGGGUGAGCCAAGGUUUCCUUAUGAUUGUGUUGCUACUAGUGAAGAGAAAAAAUCUGAACAAAGAGGGAGCUGUGAUAUAGUGAGUAGUAAUAAAACUAAUGUUGACAGUGUGCGUGUUGGUAUCCGUUACGAACUCCAGCAUGGCAAGUACAGAGGCAAGGACUGUGAAGGACCUCAGCAGAAUGAAAGAAGUGUGAACGAAAUGACUUAUAAUGUCAAAGUCCGACCAAAAACACGUCCUCACCAGUGUGAUGUUUGUGGAAAAACAUUAAGUUCUAAAGGUAACAUGCGUCUACAUAAAAUAAAACGGCAUGACUUGAAAACACCGUUUGUUUGUAAAAUAUGCCAAGCUACGUUUGAUUAUCGAAGAGAUGUUGUUCAUCACAGGAAUGAGAUACAUAGACGAAAAUCUGAUGGGAUGUUUGAAUGUCAGAAAUGUGGUAAAGUAGCUUAUGAGUUUCAUAAUUUUAUGACUCACAUGAAGAUUCACCUCAAGCCAGAAAAUGCAAGUGAUACAAUGUCAGUUGAACGAAAGAAAUUAAAAAAGAAAUCGGAAAAUUCACAGGCUUUUAUUUGUGAAUUAUGUGGCAAGACUUUUAAAAGAUCAGAUUCGUUGAAAACUCACAGAAUGUUUGUUCAUCUAGCUGAUGGUGGAGCUCUAGCUGCUAAGUUCAAAAUGCAACUUCAGGAGAAAAAUUAUAUUUGUGAUGCCUGUGGACGCCGUUUUGCAUUUCGCUGUUUAUUGCGCGACCACCUUAACAUACAUUCUGGCAUGAAACCAUAUCCAUGUUCAGAAUGUGGAAGGGCAUUUGCUCAGAGGGCAUCUCUGAAGCAACACAUAAAGACACAUGGAGAUUAUAAACCUUUUCCGUGCCCAGAGUGUAAUCUCGCAUUUUAUGGACGAGGGGACCUGAAAAAGCACAUGAGAAAGCACACAGGUGAACGUCCAUUUGUGUGUGAAGUGUGCGGUGAAGCUUAUGCCCAAAGUAGCCAUUUGAAUGUUCAUAGACGAUCUCACACUGGGGAAAGACCAUUCAAUUGUGACAUAUGUGGACGAGGAUUUACAAAGAGUAGUGACGUUAUAAGGCAUAGAAGAAUCCAUACUGGUGAAUUACCUUUCUUGUGUCAGGUGUGUGGAAAAGGAUUCAGGCAGUCAGCUCAAUGUGCAAAUCACAUUAAAAAUCACCAUCCUGAAAUAGUGGACCCAUGAACCCUUCUUCACAAUAGCAAAAACUUUAUUUGAUGAUGAUGUAUUAGUCGUCUAUACAUAGAUGAUUUUGUGUAUGAGGAAAUUGUUUGAUUUUGUUGAUUAACUAGAUUGUUACAAAAUA